This is a messenger RNA of Lathyrus oleraceus (garden pea), 1086 nucleotides long. RefSeq lists its product as uncharacterized. The transcript has a single exon. The record is from RefSeq and is a predicted model, not a curated record. Lineage: Eukaryota; Viridiplantae; Streptophyta; Magnoliopsida; Fabales; Fabaceae. The coding region runs from base 1 to 1086 and encodes 361 amino acids.
AUGCGAGGGAAGCCCGAUGAUAAAGAGUUAGAAGAGAUGGUUUUAAAUGAUAUGGGAACCAAUGAUCCUUUUCUCCUCCGUAAAAUCAUUCGAUCUUGGGAAAAGGUGCAUACCAAAGGAACAGAAAUAGUAAAGAAGAAUGAUGCAGCAAGGGUUCCUUAUCAGCAAUGGAUCUCGGAGAGGAUCAAAGUUGUGAAGCUCCCUUUUUCUAUAGAGAUUCCUCUAAGGUCUACUUCACCAGAACCAGUCCCUGUUUCUCUUGAAGAGGUUGAAGAACUUCGAGCCAUGGUAGCUAAACUUGGAAAGGAGAAAGAUGGUUUGCAAUCUGAACUUUACAAAGAAACUGGGAAAAAUAUGAUUCUCAAAAGGAAGAGUAACCAAAGGAAGGAACUUUUGGAGGAGAGUCGUAAGAAGAACAGAAUUGAGCAAGAUCUCAAGGAAAGAGUCUUGGAGUGCCUAGAUCAGGCUGAUAGUGGAUUAGGUUCACUCCAUGAUGAGUUAGCUAAGGCCAAAAGAGAUGGACAAGAGUGGAAGCGUUGGUGGGACCUAGCCACUAAGAAAAAGAAGGAGGUAAGGGAGGAGCUUGAAGCCCAAAUACAAGAACUGAAGGAGCAACUUCAAAGCUCUGAAGCUGAAGUGGUACGUGAAAGACGUCUUAAGGAACAAGUCCAAAGAACCUCUCAAAUAUGUCCUAAAGCCUGGGAAGAGAAGUGUGAUGAGGUGAAUACUAAAAAGGAGCUAGCUAGUUAUUGGAAGGAACAAUAUGAGUCUCUGAAGAGCCAAAGCAUGGAUUGGCUAAAUCAUAUGAAGCAUUUGAAUGAGAUAUUGGAUGAGUAUGAAUGCACCAUCAACCUUCUGCAGCCAAGUCUUGAUGCCUACCGCACGAAGUUGGCUAACCUCAUAGAGUUUUGUAAUGUCGUGGCCAUAGGCUUACCAUGGAAAUUAGAAAAUGCUCUAGAGGACAUGGAUGAAAAUAACACUCAUCAUUCGGCUCGUGACCUUGUUUUGCUUUGCGAAAGGAUGAUGCGAAGGUUCAAAGAAGAAUUGAAGGCGCACAAAGAGCGAGUUGCUAAGAGGACUCUUUAA